This is a messenger RNA of Leishmania major strain Friedlin, 2427 nucleotides long. RefSeq lists its product as hypothetical. Lineage: Eukaryota; Euglenozoa; Kinetoplastea; Trypanosomatida; Trypanosomatidae. Bases 1 to 2427 code for a protein of 808 amino acids. The transcript has a single exon. The record is from RefSeq and is a predicted model, not a curated record.
AUGUCAGCGCCAUCCCAGGCCCCAGAGGAGCGGCAUCAUGGCAGCCGUGACAGCGUGAGGGCAGCUGCCAUGCGAGAGGCGCUCUGCAGCCGUAUUCGCACCCUUGGCGCGUCCAUCCUCGCCAUCACGCAGUCCGCCAUGAAGGAGGUGGAAGAGCUGGAGAAUGAGUACGCCGAGCAGCAGCAGCGCCUCGCCAAGCGACAGUCGCAGCGUCAAUCGAGCCCGCGUCCUGGGAAAGCAACGGCGAAGCCAUCGCAACCGCAAAGUCGCGUGCGGCGCACCUGCGGCCACGAGCCCAAGAGCGGCGCUCCGACGGGUGCCGCAGAGAAAAACGAGAAGCGCUCCGAGAAGCGUGCAGAGAGCAGCACUGAGGAGGACGGCAGCGGGUACACGCGUUCGCAUCUGUGGCAGGCCGAUGCUGCUGUCAUGCAGCUCUGCGCCGCGGCGGAGGCGAAUUUCCAGCGCGUAGUCGCCAAGCGGGUCUUGCAGGGACAACGGUCUCUACGGCCCGCCUUUACUGGCGAGACCGCGGGCGGCGCUUGUGCUGUGUGGGGCGACGACGACUGUGAUGAAGGCGGUCAGCCGCGCGUGCCGCGCAACUGGCGCCGCGGUGCCCCGCUGUACGACCUUAGCAACGCCGCCAUCACCGCUCAGUACGGCCGCGGCGUGGACGGGGUCGAAGUUGCGGAAGACGUGCGCGACAACGGCGUGCAGCCGUCCAACACCUCCUCCGGCACUCUACAAAGAGCCGAUGGCGGCCUCGCAUCACCGGUGAUCACGGCCGGUGGGGCGAUACCGCUGUCAGCACGAGCACCCGCGGCCGCGUCACAGCUGUCGCAGCAGGCUGAGCAGGAGGCGCUGGCCGCACUCGACAUUGUGCCGGACCAACGCAUAGACAUCGGUGCCGCUGAGGCAUCGAAGAAGGAAGCGGUGCCUGCGGAGGCAGGCGGGCGUACUUCGCAGCAGCGUCAGGCGUGGUCGUCGCCCUGCUUGGCCCCGGAGCGCAGCUACUACCAUGUCGUCUACAUACACUGGCUAGCACCUCCGUGCAAGCUGUGCGGCAGCGGCGGCAGUGGUGACGAUGCGGACCUCGCAGCGGUGUGCGGGCACGACAAAGAAGGCGCUUGCGCGCCUCAGCGCCGGCCGACCGCACGUGUGUUGCGGCGUGCUGCCACCACCUCCAGCACAGCCGCCAACACGGCAGGCGAGGCGCCGCUCACGAUCACCUCUUACGUGCAGGCAAUGUACGCCGUGGACCGGAGCGACGCGGCGGUGCGCAAGCCGCCUGCCAGCCCAGACACGGAAGCGGCACCUCUCACGACCGCUGCUCCUGCGCUGAUGAGUGGCGAUACGGCGCUGGUGCAGCUGGAGCUCUGCGUUCCCCCACAGCGUUUGGGCCGCAACGGCAGCUCGCAGCUCGAGGGGGCGCCGCUGAUGGCGACGGGUACAAAGCCCACUGGCGUCGAGUUUUCUUCUUCCACUGCGGACCGCGUGUCCAACUCGACAGCAGGCACGGCUGUGGCCUCGGCUGCGUCUGUCGCUGCUCAGCGCGACGAGGGCGCGGAGACGCAGCGGCGCAUUGACAGAGAAGUUGCCGCUGCCAGCACUGUGGCAGAUGCGCAGAUCGUAGCGCACAUCGAAUCGAUCGAGGACUGGCGACGGGAUCGCCACGCCGACGUCGAGGAGCGCAUUCGCCGUCUUCGCCGAUCCUCUGUCGUGCCUGCCGGGUGGCAGGGCGAGUACUACUAUUACGCAAACCCUGGAGGUGCCACGACAACGGCGGAUGAGGCCGGCAUGCCGACGUCCCUCCCGGCAGGCUCGAGCGGAACAGCCGAUACGGCGGCGACAAUCGAAAGGAAGGAUGCGCACCGCGGCACCCCUCAUCAGCAGCAGACGCAAGGGCACCCGAGCCCUCGGCCUCUGUCACGGCCUUGCACCGUGGCAAGCCCCUCCUUGAUAGGCAAGACCACAACGUGCACGGUGUUGCUGAGGACACGCCCACAGCUGUUGAAGCCGCUCGACUCAUCGAGCGAGGCCAAGACCGGUGUGGUGACGGAUGCCUCGUGGAAGUCCAACAGCAGUCAGGCGCAGGCGCACCAACCACCUCAGCCGUUGCAUAAGAUCACCGCUCAGGGCGCAGCGACGUCGACUCUCUCUCCCAAAGCCGCGCUUUACCCGCCGCUGGAGGUAGUGGUGGCGAACACGUACAACUCGAUUGAGUGGGCCUUCGGCGGCGCGGCCCGACGCGCGCUCACUACGGCGCCCGACUCUGCACACGGUGAAUCGCCGCUUGCGUCGGCAUCGUUGUUGUGGGCCGCACACCAGAAGCGCGAACAGGAUAAUGAAGAGCAGCGUCGCUGGAACGCUCGCACGCGGCAGCCGCACGGCCUGGACAUUCACACUCCGAUCGAUCUUUGUAUCUCGUAG